Messenger RNA from Acinonyx jubatus (cheetah), 4751 nucleotides. Its product is annotated as olfactory receptor 4F3/4F16/4F29-like. NCBI's taxonomy places the organism in Eukaryota, Metazoa, Chordata, Mammalia, Carnivora, Felidae. Gene Ontology annotation, cellular component: membrane. The coding region runs from base 1316 to 2254 and encodes 312 amino acids. Gene Ontology annotation, molecular function: olfactory receptor activity; G protein-coupled receptor activity. Gene Ontology annotation, biological process: G protein-coupled receptor signaling pathway. The transcript has a single exon. The record is from RefSeq and is a predicted model, not a curated record.
UAAUAUAGCAUUUGGUAAAAUUUUGUAAUAUUCUAUAAAUGCUUGAGUAUUCUGCAUAUAUCAGGGACAGGGAUCUAUAUAAUUCAAUUAGAUUAAUCAUGUUUUUAAACCUUCAUAUGCUGUCUAACAUUUUGUCAGUUUGCCCUAUUAUUCACUGAAAGAAGUGUAUUUCAUUCUCCCACUAUUGCCACAAAUAUACAGAAUUUCUCUAUUUUCAUGCUCGCUUUGGCAGCACAUAUACUAAAAUUGGAACAGAAUUUCUCUAUUUCCUUCUGUAGUUCUGCAAGUUUUGUUUUUCUUCAUAUGUUUUUGGACAUUUUGAAAGUCCUAUGGGCUAGUAGAAGCAACAGUUUAUUGGCAUAUAAUACUUAGCACCUUCGUUUUCCUUUCACCAAAACUUUAUUUAAAGUCCUUUACAGUUCUCUCUUGAAGCGGCUUACUGACAUCAGAAGAGAGCCCAUGGUGAAAUUUUAAAUGGAGUCCGUAAUAAUAAGGGAAAUUGGUGGGAGAUGGAGUGAGAUUAGGACCAAUGGAUUUAGAGCCUUUUUCAUAUCUGCUUAGGUGCCACUGUGAUCAUGAUUUGACCAAAUGAUUAGAGGUGACAGAUAAUUUUCAAAAUUUGUACAUUCUUUUAAGUAGGCAACGUGGUGGCUUUGUAUUGUGUCAGCUUGGCUAGAUUGAGCUACGUCCUCUAGAAUUCCUUUUUCUGUAUGUUUGCAACUACAAUAGGUUAUAAGAGAAAUUCUUUUGCAAUAUUUUGAGGUCAAAGUGAAACAGCAGCCAUAUUUGCCACUCGCACACAUUGUCAUUUCUUUGCUGGCUUAUCUCAUUGGUAUGAGGCAGGGGCCAGGACUGCAACUGCCACUUGGGAUCCUUCUUUGGCUUCUCUGACUUGUGGGCCAGCUGUGUGUUCAGCUUUGUGGUGAAGGCCUUGGUUUCUCAAUACAUCCACACCAUUGAGGUUAGCGGCAAAGAACAUUGACACUCAUUUUCGUCUGACCUUGGGAACUUUAGCUCUUGCUUGUGGGCUCCAGUUUAUUUUUGUUUUACUCCAUUUUACACCCAUCUUUUCUUCCUGGCUGUGUGUCCCGUGGACUUCAAGCUACAGCAUCAGAUGCAAAGACAACAGACUUCCAGAGAUUGCGAUUCACCUUUCAUGAUUAUGUAAGGUCAAAUCACUAACAAAUCCCUUAGUAUUUUAUCUCCUAGUUGUUCUGCUUCUCUAAUGGAACCUUGACUGAUAUGGCCUAUAAUCCCAAUUUCUUAUUUUUUCCUGUUCUUUCAGGCAAAUUUGGAGCCCAAAGUGACUGAAACCAUGGGGGGAGGAAAUAAUUCGGUGGUGUCUGAGAUUGUGUUGGUGGGACUCACCAAUUCUUUGAAGAUGCAGCUUGUCUUAUUUCUAGUUUUCUCUGUGUUCUAUGUCACAGGUAUUUUAGGAAACCUCCUCAUUGUGCUCACAGUGAUCUCUGACUCCCAUUUACACUCCCCUAUGUACUUCCUGCUGGCCAACCUCUCUUUUAUUGACAUGUGGGUUUCCUCCAUUGCAGCUCCCAAGAUGAUUUCUGAUCUUUUCAAGGAGAGAAAAGUAAUUUCUUUCCAAGGCUGCAUUGCUCAGAUGUUCUUCAUUCAUGUUAUUGGAGGAACUGAGAUGGUUCUGCUCAUUGCCAUGGCCCUUGACCGUUAUGUUGCUAUAUGCAGGCCUCUUCACUACCUGACCAUCAUGAACUUCAGAACUUGUAUUUUACUCUUGGUGGUGGCCUGGACCAUUGGGAUCAUCCACUCACUGAUCCAACUUGUGUUUGUUGUAAACCUGCCACUCUGUGGCCCCAACGAACUGGACAGCUUUUACUGUGAUCUUCCUCGAUUUAUUAGGCUUGUCUGCACAGACACUUACAGAUUGGAGCUCAUGGUCACUGCCAAUAGUGGUUUCAUCUCUCUGGGGACUUUUUUCAUUUUGGUUAUUUCCUAUAUCUUCACCUUGGUCAUUGUUUGGCAACGUUCUUCAGGUGGCUUGUCCAAGGCCCUCUCUACUCUGUCAGCUCACAUCACAGUGGUAGUCUUGUUUUUUGGUCCAUGUAUUUUUGUGUACUCAUGGCCAUUUCCCACAGUGCCAGUGGAUAAGUUCCUUGCCAUUUUUGACGUAAUUAUUACCCCAUUUCUGAACCCUGCCAUCUAUACUUUUAGGAAUAAAGAGGUGAAAGUGGCAAUGAGGAGAAUAUUCAGUCAGGUGUCAAGUUUCAGGAAGAUGUUUUAAGUAAUUUUGAUAUCAAGAAAGACAAGCAUCUCUAACAUUCCCUGACUGUACUACAGACAUGAAUCUGAUGAAACACGGCACCAUGGAUAUUCUACUUACUAGUUUAAUUAACUCCAGAAUUUCUUAAUGUAUUUUCUGCUCACAACCAAGGAGGAUAUGAUGUGCUUUCUUAUGCAAUGUGAUGGAAUAAAAGUAUUAAUAUAUGACUAUUUCCAAAUUUUCUUGUCCCUCCUUUAUAAAAGAGAUUCUUUACUGGCCUCUUAUAUCUCUUUUCCAGCUUUGUGUGCUGAGCAGAAUCUUCCCUUAUCAUAUUGAGUUUUGGGGUUUGUAAUGCAGAAUCUGAAGAAAAGUGCUUUGGAAAUUUGACAAAAUUGAAAUUAUUAGGGAUAGCGUUUUUCUUUUUUUUCUUUUGAGGUCCUAUAGUGAGAUGUGUGGGAGUAGCUGUAGUGUGUGAAACAAAUAGAUAAAAGACAAAAAGAGGAUUUUAAAGAGAUACUGUUGUCUAUCUCUUACCUUUUUUUAAUUUAAUUUUUUUUACUUUUUAAAAUACCUCCUUUUUCAGAGAAAGAAGACCAUUUCAGUUUUUAAAAAUGUUUGUUUAUUUAUUUUUGAGAGAGAGAGAGAGAGAGAGAGAGAGAGAACAUGAGCAGGGGAGGGAGAGAGAGACCCACACAGAAUCCAAAGUAGGCUCCAGGCUCUGAGCUCUCAGUGGGGCUUGAACCCAUGAACUGUGAGAUCAUGACCCAAGCCGAAGUCAAACACCUAAGCAACUGAGCCACCCAGGUGCCCCUCUUAUCUUUUUUUUUUUUUUUAAAUGUUUAUGUAUUUAUUUUGAGAAAGAGAGAGAGAGCACGUACGAAUGGGGGAGGGGGAGAGAAAGGGAGAGAGCACUAUCAGUGCGGAGCCAAUGUGGGACUUGAACUCGAGAUCAUGACCUGAGCUGAAAAUCGAGAGUCUGAUGCUUAACCCACUGAGCCACCCAGGUGCCCCUAUCUCUUACCUUUCAAAAUAUACUGCCCUUCAUUAAAUGAAAACAGAGCUAAAGUUAUUUUGAAUUAUUUUUGUGUUUUUUAGAAAUCUUAUCAGCCUGAAAUUGGAUCACUGGAUUAUGGCUUCUUAGGCUUUUCAACUAGUGCACAUGGCAACUAUGAACUAAGCCUUAUAAUUACUUCAGUUCUUUCAAAAACUGUGUUCCUGUAUGUUAGGAGAUUUAAAUGAUGGGGGCCAGAUAAUGGACAAAGACAAUGACCUAUUUAAUAAUUCUGUCCUGAGUAGCGCUAAUUCUUGCCCUAAUUAUACUGAAAUCAUCAGUGAUUCCUCAGAGUUAGGUAAACUCUUUUCUUUUUCAGUGACAUGGUUACAAGCACACACUCUUGAGCCAGACUGCCUGACUUCAAAACUUAGCUUUGCUUUUUACUAAUAUACAAAUUGCUUUAGCUCUUUAUGUCUAAAUUCUGUCAUCUGUAAAAUAGAGGUUAAGUUGAACAUUCUGAGAUUUCUGAUAUUUUUUUUGACCUACCAAAAUGGCAGUUCCUUAUGGCUAAAGGUAUCUUCCUCAUAAGUUAUAAAGAUUGAACAAAUUAAUAUUUGUAAAGUGCUUUAAACAAUUCUUGGUCUAUAAUGUUAUAUAUGUGCCUAUUCAAUAAAAGGAAUUAAAACAUUAAAACCACUUCUCAGUUUUGAUGACCUUCUUUCAUGCUGUCCAGAAAUUAUUUCCUUUCCUCCAUUCAUCAGACUUUGGUCAAGAAGGUACUCUUUUCCUGGGCUGUCUGGCUGGCUCAGUCGUGGAGCAUGCAACUGUUGGUCUUGGGGUUGUAAGCUCGAGCCCCAUUCUAGGUGUAGAGAUUACUUAAAAAAAAAAAGAAUGUACUCUUUUCCUAACAAGACUCUUUUAAAUGAUAAAAUUCCUUGAUACUUCAACAUGCCACAAUUCAAUUUACUUUCUACACUUCCUUUUAGAUUCAAAUUGCCUUCUUAAGAGCUAUGCAAUAGUUCUAUGAAGCUUGUUUUGGUUAUCUGUGGUGCUUUUUUAAUGUGCCAGAAGAAGUUACCAAGCUGACUAGGUUAUGAAAAAAUUACAUGAAUAGAAAUGUAAUUAAUCAAAAAAGGUAUUGAAUACUAAGUCCCAUGCUAGGAACUGUAGAAAAUUGUGUUAGGACUAUGCAACUUAAUUGUAGAGAGGGAUGAUCCAUCUCUGAGGCAAAAAAUUAUGGUGAGAAAGUAAGCGGUGUGGUAGGGUGGGCAGACUCAACAAAAGGGUUUGAGUAGAGGGAAUUCGUGAAUUUGUGAAUGUUAUGGAUGGGGCUAGAUCCCAUGCUGACCAGUCUUCUGAGGUAAGUGCAUGCCCUGGGAAGAAGAGAAGCUCAUGGAAAGCUCUGGACGCUUUGGGCAGGUUGAUAUCACAGCAUGAUGGGGGAUGGAUACCUACUCCACCUCACUGCCUAACCAGGAUUGGUAAAACCUGACAAGAUUUGGUUUUGCCAACUUCAUUGACCCG